Molecule: messenger RNA, 1095 nt
Organism: Pseudocercospora fijiensis CIRAD86
Lineage: Eukaryota; Fungi; Ascomycota; Dothideomycetes; Mycosphaerellales; Mycosphaerellaceae
Exons: 3
Coding region: 1-1095 (364 amino acids)
Source: RefSeq, a predicted model, not a curated record
AUGCACCUGUCCCUCACCUCGGUGGCGGCUUUUGCCGUUGUCAUUGCUUCACUCUACUUUGCAAUCCCAUUGAUCCUUGCCGAAGUCUUCCCGUGGAAGCUGCUUUGGGCCCAGCGAAAUGCCCGAACAACAGUGAAAGCUAGUUCAUACAGCGGCAAGACUGUUCUCAUCACAGGAGCAAAUGGCGCCUACGGAUCUAGAGCCGCAAGGAAUUUUGCUGAGCGAGACGUGGAAACAUUGGUCCUGGUCGAUGCUAGGGACUGCACCGAAUUAAAGGAAAAGCUCGAGGCAGAAUUGAAGUCGCAAGGGAAACAAGCCCCCAAUAUCUUGGUCUGGCAGGUCAACAUGAUGACUUUUGAUGGAUGCAAGCAAUUGAGAGAAAAGGCUCAAUCCCUGCCCUACAUUGACCACGUCUUGUCAACAAUGGGUAUUCUCUCUUUCGACCGGAAGGAGUCGCCGGAAGGAUGGGAAACCUCCAUUCAGGUCAACUACCUUUCCAAUGCUCUCCUGGGACUGCUUCUUCUCCCGCUACUCAAGUCAUCUCCAUCCAACCCAAACCCACCAGUCUUGACAUAUGUUUCCUCAUUCGGCGUCUACCCCUCAUGGCCCACAAUGUGGUCCUUCCCGAAGUCUGGAUCCUUCCUGAAAUUCCUCAGCAACAAUCAGAAUGGCAUGGCGCAGAAGAACCAAUACGGUCGCUCGAAGACCUUGCUCGUCUACUUCAUGCGCGAGCUAGCCGCAAAGCUUUCGAAGACCGAAGGACUUGCCCAAAUCACUGUGAACUGUACAGAUCCUGGAACCGCUUGGACUCCACUCUCCAAUAUCAACAGAGACAUGUUCAUCACCAGAGUCAUCACAGACUUUGGCGCCAGAGAUACUCAGUAUGGUGCAAAUACGCUAACCAAUGGCGUGUCUGAGGGUCCUGAGAGCCAUGGCAAGAUUGUGAUGGAUUUUGGAUAUGGAAGCUUUCCCCCAUGGAUGUUGAGACCGAAUGGAAAAGCACAACAGGAGAGAGUGUGGCAAGAGACCAAAGAAGAGUUCGUGGCCAAAGUACCUGAAGUCAUGGCUGUGUAUGAGAUGUUGGAUGGCAAGUGA